AUGGACCGGCUGUUCUCCAAGCUCCACGACCAGCGUGAGGAUCCCAAUCGUGACACCAAAGCCAACCGCCGAGGUGAUUUUUCCUCUAUACACUCCGCUAUCACAAUGGGAUCUGGAGCCAAGCGGCCCAUCAGGGUGCAUCAGAAGACCGACUGGACGGCGGCAGCGGAAGAGGCCCUGCACAACGACCCGGACCUUGCAGAUCUCUGUGGAUGGCAGUCAGGUAUCUUCACUCACAACUUCCCCCUGGUGUACGGCCACCUCUACAGGACCCUCAAUGCGCUUCUGGGACGCGACCCAUCCCUGCGACUCAACUUCCCAGACAGGUCCAUAUACACUGGAUUCUCGGUGAACUAUGGGCCUCGUACAGCAACCCUACCCCACCUCGACAGCGGGAACUACCCAAGCGUUCCCUGCGUCAUCACCAGCCUUGGCCGCUUCAAUCCCGAUCGCGGCGGCCAUUUAUAUUUUCCAGACCUAAAGAUAUAUAUUCGGUUCCCUCCGAAGUGCACAGUUCUCUUCUCCUCCGCCUCCAUCAAGCACGGCAACACGGCGGUCAGGGGUGCUGAUGCCGAACGCAUGUCCAUCACUCAGUACGUCGCAGGCGGGAUUGUUCGCUUCGUUCGGCACCGCUUCCGUCUCGUCAAGGAGAUGUCUCGUCAGGAGCGGCUUCGUCUCGAUGGCCCUCCCGGCUACCAGUGGAUAAAGCAGAGGUCUAGGUUCUCCACCCCUGAGCUGCUUGUUGACCAUCGUCGACAGAUGCGUAGCGAUCUCGACCCCUACCUGAUUGAAUAG
Epithele typhae is the source of this 795-nucleotide messenger RNA. RefSeq lists its product as uncharacterized. Bases 1 to 795 code for a protein of 264 amino acids. The transcript is spliced from 3 exons. The record is from RefSeq and is a predicted model, not a curated record. NCBI's taxonomy places the organism in Eukaryota, Fungi, Basidiomycota, Agaricomycetes, Polyporales, Epitheliaceae.